GACGGGAGGGCAGCGUGGGCGCCAUCUUCCUGGGGGCCGCCGGGGGGCUCGGCCGGCAGGGCGUGUGGCGGGCGCUCAGACUUGUCCCGGGGCGCCGGGCGGGGAGGGUGCGAGCGGAAGGCCGGGCAGGCGGGGCCGGGGAGAGGGCGGCCUGUGCGGUUAGAGCCCCGCGCGCUCGCUGACCCCGACGCCCUCCGUCCGCCUCCCCGAGCGGGGUCCCGACGGCGCAGAUCUCGGAGCCUCGCCUAGGUAUUGCUUUUCUCGGCCGUGUCCGCGUGGGUAGCGGCGCGGGAGAGCUCGGCAGGCCGGUGUCCCCGGGCUGGAGGGGCGCAGAGCGGUGCAGUGAGGUUGGGCGAGCUGGGGUGGAGCGUUUGCGCUCGGGACAGCGGUCCCGGUUAAUCCGACAGCCAAUUCGGGUGCAGACUGGCGCGACAGCCUCGGAUCCGACCUAGCAAGUUGGCCUGGCGGUAAAAGAAGGAAACUCUGAUCUUCGGGAGCGUGGACAAAGGCGUCGGGCUGUGGAAUCGAUGCCUUCGGAGGAUUCCCCAUUGAUGAUGGAUGGCGUGAGAAGUCGGUGCUCUGUGGAUUCGACUUAACGGUUCCUGACCCGGGACUGUGACUCAAUGUGGUCAUGCAUUUUUUUUUUUUUUUAAAUUUUAGACACCUGCAUUAUAAAAGGCAGAUUAUAUCAGAGACUAUUUGUGGACUGGGGUAGAUGGUCUGCAGGAAAAUUCAAGUUUAGCAUUUUAACGUUCUUCAUAUCUGGGCACCAAGACAUAGUUGGAGGCAUAUAGAAAACUGCCUCCAUUAUCAUGUCUGGAAAAUGCCUUUAUUUGAUAGUUAAAAUCAAGUGGAUUAGAAAUUACGGCUCUUAAGUUCAGUGUCCCGUUUUUCUCCGACUCUUAAUUAAAAGAUACACACUUGCGAUCAUUUAAUUAAGACGGUGAUUUAAACGGAAGGAUGACGGUAAAAUUAGCCAGCUUUUAGGGAUUGGCUUCCUGACAUCAAUACAGUCACUAAUCACUUUGGCAUUCAUAUCUGAACCGGGGUUAGUGUGUGUGUUGAUUUUUGUGCAGUGGCAUUCGAAACCAGAACAGGAUAGUUUGUGUUUUGACUUUGGUGCGGUCUGCUGUGCCAGUAGACUGUGGAGAUCCUGAGGAAAUAGUGUAUUGUGAGAAGUACUUUGAGUCUCCUAGAGAUAGUCUUGAUGUUACUGUCCACGAACAGAUAAUGACAUUGACCUGCUGUGGCAAGGGCAAAGAAGUCUAAACAUUAACUUUUACUUGGCACAUUAGCACAAACUAGGUCUCUUGGAUUGGAAUGCAAUGGCCUCGUGCCUGUGAAGCUGCCUUUAGUUAAGUCACUUAGGUAAGGUGGUUUUAAGCUAGGAUGUGUUGUGAGAGGCAUUUUGAAUUUGGCGGGUACUUAUUGCCUUGAAAUGUCUUCGAAUUCAUGUACUUGUAGUUGAAUUUAUGUCCUCGGAUUCUAUCCCUCUUGAAUUUAAAAAGUUUAAGGGCAGACAAAGUGGUGCUUACCAUUUGCUCCCCAAAAUAUUUAAAGACUUAAAACGCAGCCAAGUCAGUUGACAUAGGCGUCUUGGAAUUUGAAUGUGGACAGGUGUUUCAAGGAGUGUUUUUAUAGUUUUUGUUGAAAUGUUGGGUGUAAAUAUUAAUUUUUUGAAAUCAGGCUUACACUUUUGUUUGUACUGCAAAGAUUUUAAUAGUAAAUCUCAAUUUUAAAAUGUAGUGUAUGCCAUUAUUUUUAUUAACUUCUAGUUCAAGAAGUUUAAUCUAUAGACCAGCUCCCCCUUUUUAAAGAUAUUCUUUCAAACUUGAAGGAAUAUAUUUAUGUACAGUGGUACUUAAGUUUAAAGGAACAAAACUUUAUUUGCACAUUAAUAUUAAUUAUGAUUAAUGUGGCACAUUUGAAAGGUUAUUUGGAAAAAAUUGGGUGUCUGUAAAGGCUCUAGGUACUGGUAUCCUUAAAUAAUACUAAAUUGAAUUUUUUUUCAGUAAUGAAUGUUGGCAAUCCCAAGAUUCCAAACUGGUCUUUAUUCUUGUUUAUUUUUCUAUAUUAUUAUUAAGGUUUCUGUAAUGUAAGUGUGUAGGGUAGUUUUUUGAAGUGGCUAUUGGCAUAAUAAAAUUUCAAAGUUGAUAUAGUUUUUGUUUUUUGUUUUCUUCGUGUCUGUGCUUGAGAUGAAUUUUAACAGUCUACUGUUGUAAGCAUAUCGGAGGAUGAGUGACAUUGAUUUUUUUUUACAUUUAGGGAUGCUAUCAUAUUUGCCUUAAUUACAUUGUAAUAACGCUUGUUUCUGUAUUUGUGAUAUGUGGAAUUUGUAUCCAAAUGGUAGCCAUUGACUUGGCUUUCUUGCAUAAUUGCUAGUUUUUGAGCUUUGAUUUUUUUUUAUCCAGUAUAUCAUUUUGAAUUGUUGCUUUGUCUGACUUAGUAGUGUGUCUUGGAAGGGUGGAGAAUGGCAAGGGAGUUGGACAUAAGUCUGAACUACAUGCUUGGGUCAUCAUUAGGUAAAAUGAUGGAAGGUCUUUAAAAAUGAUUUUCAAGUCGAUGUUUUACUUAUAAAACAGAUUUUUUAAAAAGUACAUCUACAACUUCUAUAUCAGCAUGUGAUAAACCCAGAGUUUACUUAAUGAUGGAAUUCAGUGAGUUUUGGUAUAUUUUAUACACUCAUGUAACCACUACUACACUCAAAAUAUCUAUUCAUACAUUUUCAUGCAAAUUCCAAUCAUGUAGUAUAAUUUUCAGCAUACAUUUUUAGUUUUUAAUACUUCCCAGCUGUCUGCUCUGGUUUUAUACUUCUUUUUUGAAGAAGUAUAAUCAAGUUCCCUUUGGGACAAAUCAUUUUGUAAUGCCCACAAUUUUCAUGCUUUAUAGUGUUUCUUUCUACUAGGUAAUUCUGAAAUGGAUAUCAGGCAUUGAGAUCAAUUACAGAGUUCAAAGAUUAAUUAUAUUUCAUUUUCUUUCCACAGUUAAGUUGCUUUUACAGAAUUAACAGGUCUCCAAGAAAUAAAAGGAAAAGGUCAUUUUUGCUGUGGUUUGAGCCCAGCAUGGCUGUAGUCAUCCGUUUACUGGGGCUCCCCUUUAUUGCGGGGCCUGUGGAUAUCCGUCACUUCUUCAAGGGAUUGGCUAUUCCUGAUGGAGGAGUGCAUAUAAUUGGAGGGAAAGUUGGGGAGGCUUUUAUUAUUUUUGCAACAGAUGAAGAUGCGAGACGUGCCAUAAGCCGUUCAGGAGGGUUUAUCAAGGAUUCACCUGUAGAGCUUUUUCUCAGUAGCAAGGCAGAGAUGCAGAAGACCAUAGAAAUGAAAAGAAGUGUUCGUGGAGGAAGAGGGCGACUGGGGUCAGGGGCCUCAGGGGUUAGCAACCUGUGUCAUUUUAUUGAUGCUAUGAAGAAAGAGGAGAGUCAUUCUGGAUAUGGCUCUUCAGUUAACCAAGAUGCUGGGUUUCACUCUAACGGUGCAGGACUUGAUGUAAGGCCAAGAAAGACUAGGCCAUCGAAGGCUGAGAACCCGUACUUGUUUCUACGAGGUUUGCCUUACUUAGUAAAUGAAGAUGAUGUCCGUGUCUUUUUCUCUGGUUUGUGUGUGGAUGGAGUAAUUUUCUUAAAACAUCACGAUGGCCGAAAUAAUGGUGAUGCUGUAGUGAAGUUUGCUUCAUGUAUUGAUGCCUCAGAAGGUCUUAAAUGCCAUAGGAGUUUCAUGGGUUCAAGAUUUAUAGAAGUAAUGCAGGGCUCGGAACAACAGUGGAUUGAAUUUGGUGGCAGUGUGACUAAGGGUGGUGACAUUCCUUGUCUGCGAUCUGAAGAACAUUCUCCUUCAAGAGGGAUGAACGACAGACAUUGCCGAAAGCGAUCUCAUUCAAAAUCUCCUAGAAGAACACGUUCUCGCUCUCCUCUUGGAUUUUAUCUUCACUUAAAAAAUCUGUCCUUAAGUAUCGACAAGAGAGAUCUAAGGAAUUUCUUUAAAGACACUGACCUGACUAACGAGCAGAUUAAAUUUUUAUAUAAAGAUGAACGAAGAACACGGUUUGCCUUUGUGAUGUUUAAGAACCUGAAAGACUAUAAUACUGCCCUGAGUCUGCAUAAGACUGUGUUACAAUAUCGUCCAGUUUUUAUUGACCCAAUUUCUAGAAAGCAAAUGAUGAAGUUCAUUGAAUGCUAUGAAAAGAAGAGACCAGGGUCACAGAAGGACUUUGAAGACGGCUGCUCUGGUCAGAAACUGUACAUAUAUAUAAGAAACUUUCCAUUUGAUGUCACGAAGGCCGAGGUGCAGAAGUUCUUUGCAGACUUCCCCCUUGUGGAGGAUGAUAUUUAUUUGCUUUAUGAUGACAAGGGAGCUGGUUUGGGGGAAGCACUGGUGAGAUUUAAGUCAGAAGAACAGGCCAUGAAAGCUGAACGUUUAAACCGAAGAAGAUUCUUAGGGACAGAGGUGCUGUUAAGACUUAUAUCUGAGGUACAGAUGCAGGAGUUUGGUGUCAAUUUCUCCUUGAUGUGUGGUGAGAAAACACAAGCCCGUUCCCAGUCACACAACAGAGAUGACCGUUCCCAUCUGUUUGCCUUACACGACUCACCAGUAUGCUCACUUGGCUGGUCCGAAAGGGUUGAUUAUCAGCUGGAAGACUUAAGGCAUCCCCACAGGUAUUUCCAGCAAUCUGACAGGCACCCUCCAGAAGACUUCCGGCACUCUCCUGAGGACUUCCGGCACUCCCCGGAAGACUAUAGACACUCCCAGGAGGAACACAUGAGGCGCUCUAGGGAGGAAGACUGGAGACGGCCUCUGGAGGACUGGAGAUGGUCACCGGAAGAUGAUUUCAGGCACUCUUAUGAAAAAGACUUUAGGCAGCUGCCAGAGGAGGACUUCAGACGGCCACCUCAGGAGCACUUCAGGAGGCCAUCCCAGGAGCACUUCCGACGGCCACCCCAAGAACAUUUCAGGCCUUCCCAAGAGGAGUAUUUCAGGCAUAUGCCAGAUGAAGGCUUUAGGCACCCUUCUGAUGAGGACUUCAGGACCCCCCAAGAAGAAGAUUUGAGAUGUCCCACUGAUGAGGACUUCAGGCAGCUCUCUGGGGAAGACCUCAGGGACGUACCAGAGGAGGACCCUAGAUUUCCUGAUAGUUUUAGACCUUCUGGUGAGGAUUUUUGGACCUCACCUGAUUUCAGGGGUCAUCGUCCUUUUAUGAACUUUAGUCACCUAGAUGGUGGCAAAUUUGAUUUUGGAAAGCACAAUAUGGGAUGUUUUCCUGAGGGAAGAUUUAUGCCUGAUCUAAAAUUAAAUUGUGGUUCAGGUAGAAUAACUCCUGUUAAGAUCACAAAUCUUCCAUUUAAAGCUAAUGCUAAUGAAAUUUUAGACUUUUUCCAUGGUUAUAAAGUCAUACCUGAUUCAGUUUCAAUACAGUAUAAUGAGCAAGGGUUACCUAUAGGAGAAGCCAUUAUUGCUCUGAUAAACUAUAAUGAAGCUGUAGCUGCUGUUAAAGAACUGAAUGGUAGACCAGUUGGUCCCCGCAAAGCUAAGCUCAUUUUGCUAUAGAGAGCCUCUCAUCUCAGUUCGUAGUUUUCUUCCACAGUAUUGAUACAGUAAAAAUACAGCCUUUUAAAAAGUUUAUUUUUAAUUAUAUAAUUAACUUUUAGUUUUAACCUGUGACUAGAGAAAAUGUGUUAUAUAAAUCUGGUUUUCCUUUGCUUACAAAUGGACAUUCUUCUCCAUAAUUUAAAAUUACAUAUGCUCUCUUUUUCUUUGCUAGGGCAGAGAAAACAAAUUUCCUGAAUUCAUUAGUUUCAUUGAUGUUAUGGAUAAACCCCAGUCUUGUGAAAUGUGGGGUUAUGUUUGGGGAAGGUAAAUUUAUCUUUAAUUUUGUUUUCACCAUUUUUUACUCAGACUGUCUAAGGAAAUGACGGAUGACUGGUUGUUCAGGUUGGCACUUUCAUUGCUACCAGUUGCAGAACUCCCUUUUGUGUGAGAUAUUGUGUUAAGGUCUCCUCUUAACUCUGAAUAGGUCAGAAAAUGAACGUACUGUGAACUUGAAAUUUAUUUAUAUGAAAGGCUUAGGAAAUUCUCAAAAUUUGUGUUCAUAACUUUGAAAAGUUUUAUAAAAAUAAAAUUGCAACUGAAAUACUUA
This is a messenger RNA of Alexandromys fortis (reed vole), 6126 nucleotides long. It is a transcript of the gene Rbm12b, whose product is annotated as RNA binding motif protein 12B. Bases 3063 to 5537 code for a protein of 824 amino acids. NCBI's taxonomy places the organism in Eukaryota, Metazoa, Chordata, Mammalia, Rodentia, Cricetidae. Gene Ontology annotation, molecular function: RNA binding. Gene Ontology annotation, cellular component: ribonucleoprotein complex. The record is from RefSeq and is a predicted model, not a curated record. The transcript has 2 exons.